AUGGCCAACUGCCAGGUCAAGUUUGGCAUCUUGCUGAAUGCGCAGACCCAUGCAGAGAUCUGGGCUGAGCUUCAGGUCAAGCAGGACAACAAUGUUCUGAUGGUUCUGGGGGACACCCUGCCAUCUGAAGACACGUCAGCUUCAGACGCAACAGCUACAGUGGAGGAAGAGCAGUGUGAGUAUAAGAAAGUGUUGGUGGACAUGCUGCACACACUUCAUGAGUGUGGUGCUUUGCAGCCAAGGAACACAGUCAAUAUUGCAGCACUCAUCAAACCCCCCAAAAAGGACACUUUAGACCAGGUGCCCAAUGAAGAAAUCUUUUGCGCUGUGAUGGAAUUACGCAACACAAUCAAUCAUAUAGACACCAACAGCAGUGACAACAAACGUGGUGAAGUGAUCCUGCUAUGGCCAUCUUGGGUUGAAGCACUCAAUGCUGCUGAAACACUCUGUUAA
Messenger RNA from Mycena citricolor, 453 nucleotides. Lineage: Eukaryota; Fungi; Basidiomycota; Agaricomycetes; Agaricales; Mycenaceae. The record is from the annotation of a GenBank genome assembly.